GCCGGCCCCUUCCUUCCCCCGCUCUGCGCGCAAAUAAUCGGCAGCUGAGCGUUUCCCGGGAGGGCUUUGGAGACGCUGAAGGGGACGCGGCUUCGGAAGCGGCGCGGCGGCGCGGCGCGGGAGUUGUGCAAGCCGCUAUUGGCGCAAGCGAAGCGGAGACGAUCCGGAUCUCCGCGGGCAUAACCUGUGUCUGACCGAGGUGUUGAUAAAAUGUUGACCAAGGUCAAAGAGGAGAACACCAAUCCAGAAAGCUUGCAGGAAGACAGGGUUCGGCACGCUCCCCACUUGAAGGAUGCCGUAGAACUAGAUAAAACAGUGGUGCCAGCGGAACAUAUAUUAAAGAAGAAACACACAUGUCCAGAGUGUCAGAAAAAGUUUUGCCGCCGUUCUGACCUUGUCCGGCACCAGAAACUCCAUUCAGGAGACAGACCCUUUACCUGUACUAAGUGUGGGAAAGGCUUUGUUCAGAGUACCCACCUCAUUGCACAUCAGAAGAGCCAUACAAGAGAGAAGCCCUUUUUCUGCCCUCACUGUGGGAGGAGCUUCAACCAGAUCUUAAACUUCAAUAGACAUCAGAGAACACACUCUAAGGAACCACCUUUCAAAUGUUCCGACUGUGGCAAAACCUUCAGCCGUAGCUCAAACCUUGUUAUGCACCAAAGGACACACACAGGGGAACGGCCCUAUAAAUGUUUUGACUGUGGAAAUAGCUUCAGUAGGAGUUCAACUCUCAUCACACAUCAGAGAACUCACACUGGUGAGAAACCUUAUAAAUGCCAGGACUGCUGGAAAAGCUUCGGGAGGCGCUCAACCCUUGUGAUGCACCAGAGAACUCACACUGGGGAGAAGCCCUAUAAAUGCCCUGACUGCCCAGAAACUUUUACUGUUAAAUCAGGCCUUUUAAGUCAUCAGAGAAUCCAUAUGACUGAGAAACCUUAUUUGUGCCUGGAAUGUGGCAAAAACUUCUGUCGGAGUGCAGACCUCAUUAUUCAUCAAAGAAUUCACACAGGUGAAAAACCAUAUCAGUGCCAUGACUGUGGCAAAAAAUUCAAUGCAAACUCACACCUUGUUACACAUCAGAGGAUACACACAGGGGAGAAGCCAUAUAAAUGCCCUGAGUGUGGGAAAAGCUUCUCUUACAGCUCAGUACUUGUUGGCCAUCAGAGAGUUCACACUGGAGAAAAACCUUACGCAUGUUUGGAGUGUGGGAAAACCUUCCGUAACAAUUCACACCUUAUCACCCACCAGAGAGUGCACUCAGGAGAGAAACCUUAUGAAUGCCCCGAGUGUGGGAGAAGUUUUAGUGUGAGUUCCAAUCUUAGAAAACACCAGAAACUUCAUGAAAGAGACACAUCUUUAAAAAGUUCUGAGUAGGAAAUGGUCACUCAUAAACCAGAAAAGUUAAUAAACCAGAGAUAUACGGUGGAGCCUUUGGUAGAGCAUCUAAAAUUUGCAGUUCAGUUUUGUGAAAAAUGGAUUGGACACAGAGUAGCAGGAAAUAUAUAUUAUGUCUAAUGUAUUAGGAUUUAGCUGUAGGAAAUUCCAAUUAUAUUUUUCUCUUAGGGGGUAGGAUUGGGGUCAGAAAUAUGUAGCGAAAUCAAAUCCUGUACUGGGGCAGACAAGUUGUGUACUUCCAGAUCUUGUGGCCUACAUCUCCCAUCAGCUCUACACAGACUAGCCAUCGGUGAAAGAUCAUUAGCGUUACGCACUGAAACGUCUGGAUGGCCACAUGCUGGCCACUUCUGCUCUAUAGCAAGGAAACCCAGCUGUCUUUUCCUUCUUAAAAUGAGUCAUACAAAUAAAAUAUAUUUGCAUAUGC
This is a messenger RNA of Varanus komodoensis (Komodo dragon), 1819 nucleotides long. RefSeq names its product zinc finger protein 239-like. Gene Ontology annotation, biological process: regulation of transcription by RNA polymerase II. Gene Ontology annotation, molecular function: RNA polymerase II cis-regulatory region sequence-specific DNA binding; DNA-binding transcription factor activity. The coding region runs from base 211 to 1374 and encodes 387 amino acids. The transcript has 2 exons. The record is from RefSeq and is a predicted model, not a curated record. NCBI's taxonomy places the organism in Eukaryota, Metazoa, Chordata, Lepidosauria, Squamata, Varanidae.